AUGCAGGACUGUUUAAUUAAGCAUGAUUCUCGUUCCAUAAAUCUUAAUGUUCAUCAACCGUGGGAUGAUGUUCUUGAAACCGUGAUGUCGGACAACGCCGGAGCAGUAGUAUCGAGGGCGUCUACACCUCGCCCAGUAAAUGAUACACCAGUAGCCGCACCUCUCAGGUCCAGACAUGACCAGUUCCUUGCUAGCUCAGCUGAGAGAGCCCAACAGAGGCCUUCCUCAAGUGGUCGAAAUCCUUCAGGAAGCUUUGAAUCACCGCCCCUACCUUACCAUCGUCAGAUGACAACAGGUUCCUUGCUUACCUCAUCUCACCGUGAAACCUCAGCCUUUGUACCAGUUGUACCAACACGGUCGAUGCACCCAGUGAUAUAUCCAAACGAAAUGCAUCCUGCAUUAAUUCCGUCAGAAAUAAUUGAAAGGGAAAGAAUGAUGGAUAGAGAGAGAACGGAACCGGCUAAAGGCUCCCCGGACAGAGCGUCUGGAAACUUUCCAAAACGAAAUUCAUUUGAUUUAAUGGCUAUGAUGGUAGAAAAGAGGAAGGAAGUGGCUUUGCGUGAGGCAGCAGCAGCAAUGCUACUUCCUCACCAUAGAACAUCUUCUAUCGAAGGCAUGAUGUCUGAUGGGUCUUCACAACCACCUAUUUACGGUCCUCCAGGACCAUUCCUUGGUGCACCUGGACCAUCGCCAACAGCUGCAGGCAGUUUUACUUUCCCUGGAGCUGGUUUAUUCCCUCCUGGAGCAGGUCCUCAUCAGAUGCACCCACAUCUAGACAGACGGCUCCUCAGAGCCCCUGGUCGUGCCUCAAGACCGAAGAAACAGUUUAUAUGUAAAUUCUGUAACCGCCAAUUCACUAAAUCAUACAACCUACUGAUCCACGAAAGAACUCACACCGACGAGAGACCCUACUCCUGCGACAUCUGCGGAAAGGCUUUCAGAAGACAGGACCAUUUGAGAGACCACAGGUACAUUCACUCAAAGGAGAAGCCGUUCAAGUGUACAGAAUGCGGGAAAGGAUUCUGCCAGUCAAGGACCCUGGCGGUUCACAAAAUCCUUCACAUGGAAGAAUCGCCUCACAAAUGUCCAGUUUGCAGUCGGAGUUUCAAUCAACGGUCAAACCUCAAGACUCAUUUGCUAACUCACACGGAUCAUAAACCUUACGAGUGCAAUUCUUGUGGAAAAGUAUUCAGACGGAACUAUGUAGGUGAAGAAGAUAUUGGUAGACCUGGAUCUCCAAUAGAACCUGGAUUUGAUGAUGAAGAUCCUGAUUUGUCAUCACCAGAGCAUUCCCCUGUAAGACGAGCGCGGUCCUCUUCCAUCGAAAGUAUCGGAAGAGAGCAAAGUGAAGAACGACCUCCACGACGAACGUCACCAUCUCCAGUGGAACGGACCCACUGCCACCAUAAUGAGCAGAGAGAUAGAGCAAGCCCUUACACUAUGCGGCCUCAACAUCAAGAGAAACACAUGCGUAUGCCUUCCGACUUGUAUGAAAAACGGCGGUAUACUUCGGAUGAGAUUAUAGAAAAAGAGAUGAGAUACAAUGAGCCUCCUGAACCACAGAUCAGACAUCCUCAGCUACAAAUACGCAGAGACCUUCAUCAAGUUGCACCUCCCGAUCCCAAUAAAAUGAGUCAAAUGGCCAGUCCUCCUAUAGAUCCUGGGCCUUCAGGCAUGUACUUGAGUCCAUUUAGAAAGAGAAGCCAUCCACCUGACAUUGGAGACAACUUUGGCUUGCCCAUGCCUCCGCCUCACCCCCAAAUGGCAUACGGUGCAGUUCCUCACCCAAUAUUAGGACCACAGCAAACGGUGGCACAAGAUUUAAUAGUUAAACACGCGCCUCCUAAAGACACAACUCCUGGCACUUCCACACAUGUCACCAAUUGUAAGGAUGGUCAGAAAGACCUUGAAGAAGGCAGUUCGAGCUUUAUAACAAGUGGAAUAAAGAACAUUGUUGGGAUACAACCACCGGCUAAUCCGAAGCCUGGAACGAGCUCGUCGACAGGACCGAAGAAAGGAUUCAGUAUAGAAGACAUCAUGAGACGUUGA
This is a messenger RNA of Spodoptera littoralis (African cotton leafworm), 2049 nucleotides long. NCBI's taxonomy places the organism in Eukaryota, Metazoa, Arthropoda, Insecta, Lepidoptera, Noctuidae. The record is from the annotation of a GenBank genome assembly.